GAAUAAGUUCUCUGAUGUUGUUUAAUAUCUACUUACUUUCCAUGAAAAUAUUGAGUCUUUCUUGGUCUUCCUCCUCGGUUCAAAAAGGUUAUAUGUUUCAUAUGUAGGACUUGGACUACUUUAAUGAUUAUCUACCUACUCACAGCACUUCUGAACUACGCCAGCACGACUUCAACUGAACUACAAUAUAUUGCCUCUACCUGAACUACAAAAAUGAAGAAUAAAACUACCAAGGAUGGCUACACUUUGCUCACGAUGGGGCCUUUCUCUGUGCCUGGAGCCCGAGCCCAAAAUUGGCGACCACUUUUAAGGAUUCUUUCUAAUGAUUCUAGUGGAGUUAUCUUUGUAAUGCUCUAGCAGAGUUAUCUUUCUAAUGCUUCUAGUGGAGUUAUCUUUGUAAUUAUGCUUCUAGUGGAGUUAAGGAUUCUUUGUACCUAGUUGUACGCUUGUCAUGAUUCUACUAUCGGACGAAAUCGUCGCCGUACCUUCUAAUCUUGGGCAUUGCCUCGCAGAGCUCCUCGUCCAAGAAAAAGUGCCCGAAUAACAAGGUGGCCAUCGACGCCAUUUCGGACAGGAAUACGAUUGAUAAGGCCCCUCCUUGA
This is a messenger RNA of Amoebophrya sp. A25, 602 nucleotides long. The record is from the annotation of a GenBank genome assembly. NCBI's taxonomy places the organism in Eukaryota, Dinophyceae, Syndiniales, Amoebophryaceae.